Funneliformis geosporum is the source of this 855-nucleotide messenger RNA. Lineage: Eukaryota; Fungi; Glomeromycota; Glomeromycetes; Glomerales; Glomeraceae. The record is from the annotation of a GenBank genome assembly.
AUGAAAGUUACAUCCUUAAUCAGCUUUAUUUUACUAGCCUCUCUUUCCAACUUCAAUUUGGUUUCGGCCGCUGAAGAAAAAAUAAAAUUCGGCUAUACAGGAUCGAUAGGUCCAGAUGUUUGGCAUUUACUCUCCGAAGAAUCCAAAGUUUGUCAAACAGGGAAAAUGCAAUCUCCAAUUGAUAUCAUUUCACAAGAUUUAAAAACUUUGGCAAAACCACCACAACCAGAAUUCAAAAAUGCUAAAGAUGUUGUAUCAUUUAAUAAUGGUAAUACGGUUGAAGUCUUCUCAGGAAAAGAAGGAACUCCUUUACCCGCCACUAUCAAAGUUGACGGGGAAACCUACGAUUUACAACAAUUUCAUUUUCAUACUCCUUCAGAACAUAGAAUAAAUGGUAAACAUUUUGAUAUUGAACAACACUUGGUAUUUACAAGUAAAGAUGAGAAAGUUAGCGUUGUGGCAGUAUUUUAUGAUGUUGGUAAAGAAGAAUCAAAAUUCAUGGCCCCUAUCGUUAAGGAUUUACCUAAAAACAUUGACGAUGAAAAGAAAAUCAAUGAGAUUGAUCUAUCCGGUUUGUUAACCGACAUUCAAAAUAUUACUGCUGCUUUCACUUAUUCCGGUAGUUUAACUACUCCUCCUUGUACUGAAGGUGUCACUUGGUAUGUUAAUAAAGAUGCUCAAGUGGUUUCUCUUGAUCAAUUCUUGGGAUUAAGAGAUGUUACAGGAUUCAAUUCUCGCUUCACUCAAUUAAGAGCAGAGGAUCAAAUUAAAUUAGAGAAUGAUAUUAAUCAUCAAAAACGUGAAAACAAGAGAUCUCUUUAUAAAUUUGAUCGAUUCCUCAAAAAUAAAUUUUGA